This is a messenger RNA of Aspergillus caelatus, 348 nucleotides long. RefSeq lists its product as uncharacterized. The record is from RefSeq and is a predicted model, not a curated record. The transcript has a single exon. The coding region runs from base 130 to 303 and encodes 57 amino acids. NCBI's taxonomy places the organism in Eukaryota, Fungi, Ascomycota, Eurotiomycetes, Eurotiales, Aspergillaceae.
CUAUAGCCUCCCAGAGGGGGUUAUCGAAGCCUUCCUAUAUUCCGUUCUGAAUGAACCGUUUACCCGCACUGUCUUAUACACAACGUUACUCGCCCCCCACGCAGCGUCCAAAGCCAACAUUUAGGCUCAAUGAGACAAGCUAAGGCUUAUCAACUUGGAGCAUCUCGCGUUUAUUCACGCUUUUUCCUUUCCGUGAACACCUUGAGCUUGCAAGCAGCCUGCUGGACGGAAACCAUAUUCGCCCACUUUGAUCUUGGCGACACGCGCCUGAACAAGCGGGUGAAGACAUUGAUGGGACGAUAAGCAGCCAAGCAGAGCGUUUGCGUGCCGCAGGCCUGUCCGGGUUGG